GGCCCGGCCCGGCCCGGCCCUCCCCGCCCGCCGAGCCAGUCCUGCCGCGUCGGGAGCGGCGCUGGGCCCGCCCCGGCCGCGCUGCCCGGCUGGUUCCGCAAGUUUUUGACAGUUCCAGCACGGGAGCCCAGGCUGCGCUGGGCUGGGGCCGCGGCGCUCGGCUGCAGCGAGCUGUCCCCGCCGGCACCAUGUCCCGGGACCCCGAGGAGGUGAACAGGCUGACGGAGAACACGUACAAAAAUGUUAUGGAACAGUUCAAUCCCGGACUGAGGAAUUUAAUAAAUCUGGGGAAGAAUUAUGAAAGAGCUGUUAAUGUUAUGGUAGUGGCUGGAAGAGCAUAUUAUGAUAGCCUUGCAAAGAUUGGGGACAUAUCAGCAGAUUCUCCAGUUUCUAAAGAAUUAGGCCAAGUUCUGGUAGAAAUCUCAAGAACACACAAGAAACUUAAUGACAGUCUAGAGGAGAGUUUCAAAAAGUUUCAUAAAGAAAUUAUAUCUGAACUGGAGAAGAAAACAGACCUAGAUGUAAAAUAUAUGACUGCAACUUUAAAAAGGUACCAAACUGAACACAGAAGCAAACUGGAUUCUUUAGAGAAGUCUCAGGCUGAGCUGAAAAAAAUCAGAAGGAAAAGCCAAGGAGCACGAAAUGUAACAAAGUAUGAGCAUAAAGAAAUGGAGUAUUUGGAAACUGUGAGCUCUCGACAAAGUGAUAUUCAGAGAUUUAUUGCAGAAGGCUGCAGAGAAGCUCUCCUUGAAGAGAAAAGAAGGUUCUGUUUUCUGGUUGACAAGCACUGCAGCUUUACCCAGCACAUGCACUUCUACCACGUUCAGUGUGCAGACUUCCUAAAAUCCAAGCUGCCUGGCUGGGAGGAAAUCUGUAGUGAUGCCACCAAAGUGCCUGAAAAAGUCAGAAUGAUGAUAGAUGAGAUCAGGACCCCUGGCUCCACCCCAGUGUCGGGAACGCCGCAGCCUUCACCCAUGGUGAAGAGAAACACCCUGAUUGGAAAUGAUUUUUAUCCUCAGCAAGAAAAUGCAUCCAAAGUGCCCCCAGCUCCCACAGGCAAGGCGUACACGAGCCCACUCGUGGAUAUGUUCAACAAUCCUGCAACUGCUCCCAAAGCACCUUAUGAAAACCUGAAUCACUCAGCAGAGAAUUCAGAUUUUGCCAAUUUAUCACGUUCAACUUCUGUUGCCACGGGAUUAAAUACAAUGAAAAGGCAAAAAGUGAAGACAAUCUUCCCACAUACUGCUGGAAGCAACAAGACAUUGCUCAGCUUUGCCCAGGGGGACAUCAUCACCCUGCUGGUGGCUGAGGAAAAGGAUGGCUGGCUUUAUGGGGAGCAUGACACAACCAGACUAAAAGGAUGGUUUCCAUCAUCAUACACCAGACCAUUGGAUGAAUCAGCAGAAGAAAAAGCCUUUGCCCCUGUGCCAAGCCCUGCACCAAUCCGAAGUGUGAGUUCUGUGAACCUUGUGGAGAAAGGGGAAGUUGUCCUCCCACCACCAGAUUACCUGGGGGCUGCCCAGCCAGACAGACGGACGGAGCCUCCGGCCAAAGGAGCUGCUGUGAAAACGCCGAGCGACAGGGCGGAGCCGGGAGGCGGGAAACCUGACAUGAAUGGCAUUAUAAAACCACCUUUUCUAAGUGGAGAAAAUCCCUUUGCAACAGUGAAACUCAGACCCACAGUGACAAAUGACAGAUCUGCACCCAUUAUCCGAUGAAUGCACCUGUGCUUCCUCCUUAUUUCCAGCAAUGACAAAUACUUUCUCAACCUGUCCUAAAAAUUUAUUUAAAUGUAAUUACUGUACAAUAGACACAAACUGGAAUGGAGCUCUGAUGUUUUUUAAACCUAUAGUUUCUAAUGAGGUAAUUGCUUUGGGCUAGUGUUUGAGCACCUGGGCUUGACUUUACAGUAUGCCUUUUUUGUAGUAGGAAUUGUGAAAAUACUAGAGAUAGUUUGGAUACUCUAGUCAGAGUAAGUAAUAGCAUUCAUUACUUGGAAGCUGCAAUGGUAAGUUCUAGAAUAUAAGCCUGCAUAUGCCACCUACUAAAGAAGAUAUCAAUGAUUUUUUUUUCAAACAGAACAAUGUAACAAACGCCUUAUUCCAGAAUAGAGAAUUGCCUGUAUAAAUGAUUAUAUGUUAUUUUGUGUAAGAAAGAUACCUUAGGUUAUAAAUAAAUAUUUAUCCCCUUAAGAAUAGACAACUUGUAAUGCCUUGCUUAAUGUGCACACACAAAUUCCAGGUGUUAACAGAAACUCAUUUUCAGUCUGUUAUACUGUCAACACAUUCUUCAGUGAUAAUUUUGUCUUUAAAAACUGUUGUCAAACUUUAGUCUGAUAAAAGGUCAUAAUAAAGCAGUGCCAUGAUUUUUUCUCAAAUGCCAGUAUAAAAAUGCCUUUGAAAUUCCUCCAUUACUGUAGCCUACCCAAAAGGAAAACAUCCUAAAGUUGAAAACUUUUGGUUAAGGAGCUGAGCAAAGGCUCAGCUGGCACAGUGCAGUAGUUAAGUCAAACUGAGCUUUUAACUUCAGCCACAGCAGAGCUGAGCUGUGAUUAAUCCUUACUCUAAAUCACUCUAUUCUACACAUGCACAUUUCCUGCAGAAUCCCCUGGCUCAUUCCUUAAGUGGUGCCUACUUCUACUACUAUAAACAGUGAAUUCAAGUCAUGUGAAAUGCCUUUCAGUUACUUAAUAUCAAAAAAUAGUAUAUGAGCAUGUGCUGGCUCCUCUCACCCUGCCUUUCAAGUUCAAGGCCGAGGACAGUUUGCCAGAGAGCCCUGCACAAACAUCCCACCUGAAACACCAGCUCUUCAGAGGGUAACUUACACCUGAGCCCAUCUUCUAAAGCACAGUGGAGGCAACUCAACCUAGCCUGUGUGAGCUUUCAAUAAUUCAGUAUGAGAAUUAAACAAUCUAAGAUGCAAAAGCCCUUUACUCAGGGCAGCUCAUGGCUGGCAGUGCCCCAACAUCUUCCUGCUGCAGGCAGAAGGUUCUGCUGUCUGUGAACCAACACCAGCCCCUGCAUGAUGCAAAACCCUCACUAAUUAAAACAGGGUUCUGAUUGUGGGUUAUUGUGUCUGCAGUGAGGGAGGAGCUGUUGCCAGAAGCAGCACACACAGAACUUACAACACUUGCCUCAAUACCUAAUGCCCUAAACAUGUAGAGUCUUAAACAUCAUUUAUCAUCAUAAUAAGGAUUCUGGCACAUACUUACCCCUUGUUGUAGCUAGGAUUACUACUCUGCUUUCAGGCUACACAGGAUCAUACAUGUCAGUAACAUAAUAAUCCAGCCACAAGUUGAGGAUUGCAAAAGGAAAAGCAGUUUUAUUUAGUUUUCAACAGGUGCCACUAAACAUGGAAAACAAGUCAGGUUUUCAUGUUUUGCAAUGCACACGCUCAUAAAAGAUUAAGUUUAAAUUACAUGCAGGAGACUAAAUUCCUUCACACUUUACAAAACAGGUCUGAAGCAAAUAAAAUGAUUGUACAUGACAUUUACAUUAGAAAGAGUAUGCUAACAGUUGUAGCUUCUGUAAGCACGUCCACGUUCAGCCCCUCAGCCAAAAGCUGCCCCACAGUUGGGGCAUCUUCUCUGCCUCAGUGCAAGGCAGAACAGAAUCCCAAUUGGAAAGAACACAAUGGCACACAAAACACCAAGACAGGUGAAGGUGUCCUCCAACACGCCAACCCUGCAAAAAGGGAAAACAGACUCAGUCAAGGACACUCACCAAGUUUGCCACCAAGUCAUCACUCUGCUCUGGCAGUCACAAGAAACCAUUCCACACAGCAAGAUAAAGUACAAGGUCUGGGGUUUGUUCCUGGUUUCUACUUCUCAUAACUGAUUUCCCUUUACAACUGAAGAGGAACUAAUUAUUGAUGUCACAUGGCUCCAGCUGACUCCCAAUUCCACAACCACCCAGAGACUUUGUUUCAGCACAGUCCUACGACAGCAGAAAUUCACCUCCAUGUCAGUCCCUGAAUCCUUUCUGAAGUGUUCUAUCUGAGCAUCUCCCAAAAUUAAGACAGACAGUAAACGUGAGAAUUCAGACUUUAGAAAUUUGCGCAGUUACAUUAAAUAAUCAAGAUUUGGAGUUUAGCAAAACACUCAAGAUGUAUCCUCCUGGUACAGUGAGAGCCAACACAGAGCUGAGUGCCCUGAAGUGCAGCUGUGAGCAGGAACCAUGCUGCUGUUUCCCUGUCAGCAGCCAGGGACAAGUUCUUGGAUGUGUAAAUAGGGCCAAGAGACCAUUUCUUACAGCAACUGCCUGAAACACUGCAGCUUGCUCAAACUUGGGAACCAUUCCCCUUCCCCUCAACCUUCAUCAGAAGCAAAAGGCUUUUCCAAGUGUUCUUGAUAUUCUGCUGCUUACACGAGCUCAUGUACCCCUUAAGCUUUCCCUCACUUUAAUGCACUUUAUUUCUGUUUGCAGAGAUAGAAUUUAACUCUGUAUCUGGUAUAAAAUAAAGGAACUGUCAGGUUACCAUUGAUCCCA
Oenanthe melanoleuca is the source of this 4487-nucleotide messenger RNA. It is a transcript of the gene BAIAP2L1, whose product is annotated as BAR/IMD domain containing adaptor protein 2 like 1. NCBI's taxonomy places the organism in Eukaryota, Metazoa, Chordata, Aves, Passeriformes, Muscicapidae. Gene Ontology annotation, biological process: actin filament bundle assembly; positive regulation of actin filament polymerization; actin crosslink formation. Gene Ontology annotation, molecular function: protein binding. The record is from RefSeq and is a predicted model, not a curated record. Gene Ontology annotation, cellular component: nucleoplasm; cytosol. Bases 189 to 1718 code for a protein of 509 amino acids. The transcript has 14 exons.